Messenger RNA from Dentiscutata heterogama, 1469 nucleotides. The record is from the annotation of a GenBank genome assembly. Lineage: Eukaryota; Fungi; Glomeromycota; Glomeromycetes; Diversisporales; Gigasporaceae.
CCUGAUAAUGAACAUACAAACGAAAAUAAUGAACCACUGUCAUCUAUAAACGAAACAUUAUCUCCCCAAAAUGAUAAAGAAAAUUUACCGCCUUCCUCAUCAACCAAUAAUUUACCAUUUCCUUCAUCUUGCCCUUUGGACAAGAAUAAAGAAAAACGAUCAAAGUACAAAGAAGAAUACCAAAAAACAAUUAAAUAUUCCCUUAAUGCUGAUAGUCCUUCAACAGCUGCAAAGCCGGAAUUUUUUUUUAGAACACAAGAAACGCAUCCAAUUUUCAAUGGCCGACCACCAAAAAACACUAGUCCGCCAAUAUUCCUUUUUAAUAGUGUUUUUGGAAAGUUUCUAAAUGAUUACGAAAAUGAAACUUUAGAAAUUCCUUCAGACAUUUAUACGUGGACGCAAGAUCUUAUAGAUGGUGCCACUAAAUAUUAUGAAUUGGAAUGUAACCGAGCCAAAGCGUUCGGGGAGAGGCUUUCAGAAAGGAUUAUACCUAUAAUCGUGCAGCAAUAUAAGGGCAAAAGGGCGUGCGAUGGUUUAGCAUUUGUCAAAGUCGAAAAUUUUCUCGCAUAUCAAUUAUUUCUCGAAGUAAAGAAUGAGCUUGGAUCAGGUGGGUGUGAUCCAACCGUUCAAGGUGCUAUAUAUUAUAGGGACCACUGGACACAAAAAAGUUCCAUUAAAAUAUGCGAAAGUUGUUGUGCGCCCUCAUUCAUAAUUGUUAUGUCUGGGUCAUGGCUAUGCAUUCUUGGUUGUGUAUUUCUAGAAAAUGUGGUAAUUCAACCAUUGACAGAUUUUAUUCCAUUAACAGUAAACAUGGAAAACUUUGAUCAAAUAAGGAAAAUUGCGCGACUUUUCCAAGCAUUGCACAUUGCUUUAUGCCGACUUGAAAAUUUUUAUAGGGGCUUGGACGUGGUCUCGAACGAUCAAAAAUUUUUUCCUUAUAUUAAUAGCUAUCAAACCGAUGACAAAAUUGUUUCAUUCAUCUAUCACUACCAGUUAAAAUCAACAUUGGCCUGGAAGGCCGAAACGACAGAUGGUCGUAUGAUUGUCAUAAGAUUCCUACAGGAAUAUAACACCGAAGCACACGAAUUCUGUGCACAGAAAAGGCUUGCACCAGAACUCUUACACGUCAGCAAUUCUGAAGAUCUUAGGAAAUUCCAGAUAGUCAUAACAGACUUUGCCCCUGGUAUUAUUCUAAAUAAAAAGGACAAAAUAGACCCGAAGUUUUACCAGGACAUUUAUGAAAAUGUGGAAUAUAUUAUAAAUUUAUUGCACGAAAAGAACUUCGUGCUUGCCAAUCUUAAACCUACAAAUAUUCUUACGAACAACAUAAAUGGAAAACAGGAAGCAAUGUUAAUUUCUUUUGAUUGGUGCGGUAAACACCAGGUGAAGAAAUAUCCACCGUCAAUGAAAAAUUAUGAUAUGCCAUCAGGCGUGAAACCGGGAGCUUUACUUGAUAAAGCACACGAUAC